Molecule: messenger RNA, 3031 nt
Organism: Danio rerio (zebrafish)
Lineage: Eukaryota; Metazoa; Chordata; Actinopteri; Cypriniformes; Danionidae
Source: RefSeq, a predicted model, not a curated record
UCUGAGUACUGCAGCAUCCACCAAGAAGCUCUAGCGUGCCAGAUGAACUUCAUAAAAGCUCAUCCAUUAGCUUCACAUAUUUUAUUAUUUUUUGUUUAGUCGCGUAUACAGAAAAUCUGUGUAUUUAGUUAUUGUAGUUAAAAAUGUCGAGUUUAAUCAGAGAAGGGGUGCUUGACAGGUGUCAAAUAUUAGAAAGGGGUGCACACAGCCACAUUUUUAGAGGUGCGAUUAUCUACUGUUAACGGUAUUGAGGGGUAAAUCUAGAUUAUUCAUUUGCUUUGGUUAAGACUGUUAAAAAUAUAAUUCACUUCAGAUAAUCUUUCAGAAACUAUCUGCUAAUUAGGCCUAGAUGUUUUUGUUAUAUUAACCCCUAAGUAUUUUAUUCAUUUUUGAUUGGAAUAUUUUAUAUUUUCGCAUCCAAGGUGUCGUACAAGCAAAUAAUUUCACACUUUUAUAAAUUUAGUUUGAGUCCAGAAGCUCAGUGAAUGGUUAAAGCAGGAGGAGCUUGAUCUUUAUCUUUAAAAAAUGGCGUAGUGUCAUCUGCUAAUUGUGAUAUGCGAGUUUCUCUUUUAAAGAUAUUAAUGCUUUUCCCAUAAGCGUAAUAAUAAUACGACGAUAUUUGUCGACAAUAAACGUAAAUAAAAGUAUGACGUCAUAAAGCAGCGCCGCAGAGCUGCGUAAACCCUGCGUCUGUUUUGAUUCAGCUGGCGGGGAAAGGAAAAUUCCUGGUGAAAUUGAUGUGGCGUUUGAAAAAAGAUGGACUAUAUUAAAGAGGAGAGUGAAGACAUCAAGAUUGAAGAAACAUUCACAGUCAAACAUGAAGAUCCUGACGAGCAAGCAGACCUGAAGCCACCUAAAGAAGAAAGUCCAGAGCUUAGCGAAGCUGAGGAAAAAUAUCACUGUGAGAAACGUGAAUUCCCAACUGAAGAAUCAAACCGAAUCGAAGAACAGAAUGAAAAUGCUUCCCUGAGAAAAAGAGGACGGCCGAAGUCCAACCCUCAUUUUACCUGCGGUCAGUGCGAGAAGAGUUUCGAUCAAAAACGAAACCUCGAAAUCCACAUGAGGAUUCACACCGGAGAGAAGCCUUUCAGCUGCCAACAGUGCGGGAAGAGCUUCACUCAGAAAGGAUCCCUCAAGAGUCACCUGAGAGUUCACUCGGGAGAGAAGCCGUACUCCUGCCGGCUGUGCGGACAGAGCUUCACGGCAGAACCGAACCUCAGAUACCACCUGAACAUUCACAACGGAGUCAAGCCGUACGCGUGCGACGAGUGCGGAAAGUGCUUCACGCGUAAAGCCACCCUCAAUAACCACAUGAGGAUUCACUCCAGAGACGACAUCUUGAAAUGCCUUCACUGCGGAAAGAACUUCAGCCACAAAGUCAGCCUCAAGACUCACAUGAGGAUUCACACUGGAGAGAAGCCGUACUCCUGCACUCAGUGUGGAAUCAGCUUCACGUACAAAGCGUCGCUAGACUCCCACAUGGGAACUCACUGUGAAGACGGCCCGUACACCUGCCAGGUUUGUGAGAAAAGCUUCUCGCUAAAGGGAAACCUUAAGACUCACAUGAGAAGUCACACUGGAGAGAAACCGUUCGAGUGUCUUCAAUGCGGAAAGUGCUUCACUCGUAAAAUAACUCUCAACUACCACAUGGAGAUUCACUCCAGAAAGGACUGCUUUAUAUGCCGUCACUGCGGAAGAAGCUUCCCCAGCGUGAUUCUCCUCAAGGAGCACGUGGAAAUCCACUCUGACGACAAACCCUUCAAAUGCCAGCAGUGCGGGAAAGGUUUCCGAUUCAAGAAAAACCUCAAAGCUCACAUGAGGGUUCACAGCGACGAGAAGCCUUACGAGUGCCAGCACUGCGGGAGGUGUUUCAAUCACAAGCCGAGUCUUAAUACUCACUUAAGAAUUCACACCGGGGAAAGGCCUUACACCUGUCCUCAGUGCGGGAAGAGCUUUACCUAUAAAGGAACUCUCGAAGGCCACAUAAGAGGUCACAACAAAGAGAAGCCGUUCAAGUGCGAGCAGUGUGGAAGGUGUUUUGGACGGAGAGGAACUCUUAAGUGCCACAUGAAGACUCACCCGAGAGACAAGCCUUUUAAAUGCCAUCAGUGCGGAGCGGCUUUCACAAAUGGGAACCGGCUCAGGAGUCACGUGAAGACUCACAUCGGAGAGAAGCCUUUCAUGUGCGUUCAUUGUGGAGUUGCAUGUUCGAAGAAAGCGAAUCUCGAGGCUCACAUGAGAAUUCACGAUCGAGAAAAGCCGUUCUUGUGUCGGCAGUGUGGAACGCCUUGCUCAACCAAAGCCAAGCUUGACGUUCACAUGAGAGUCCACGCCGGGAAAAAGCCGUUCACGUGUGAUCAGUGCGGGAAGGGAUUCCAGCUGAAGGGCAAUUUUACAAAACACAAGCAGGUUCACGCUGGAUUGAAGGCGUUCGUGUGUCUGGAGUGCAGAAAGUGCUUCGCGCACGCGGAAGACCUAAAGAGUCAUUUGGUGAACUGCGGGAGGAAAACGCAAAGCCUUUGCGACUAUAACCUGCAGUGCUCUGAAUGCAGGAAGAGCUUCAGGAAGCGGAGCAAUUUUAAAAACCACCUGCGCAUUCACUCUGGAGGAAGGAGGUUCAAUUGCGAUCGGUGCAAUAAGAAGUUCCUUUCGCCGUCGCACAUUCGCAUGCACAUGAAAAGUCACACAGAUCUCAGACCUCGUUUGUGCUUCCAGUGUGGAAAGAGGUUUAAGUGGCUCGGAAGUUUGAAAUGUCACCAGAAGAUGCGUACUGAAUGCGUACUGAGGUACAGCUGAAUGCCAGUCACAUCUAAACGAGAUCAAAAACACAAGAUAUUCUGAAAAAAACAGGGUUUUGCUUCAUUCAGCCUCACUCUGCUUCAUACUACCAUGAUAAUAAAAGUAAUUGCACACUGAAUCAGAAAUCUUUUGAACCGGGUCCAACUUUUUUUUCAUUUUCACAUCUCUGCUUUUUCAAAUAUGAGUACGAUUAAAAAUAAAUAAAUAAAUUUGGACUUCAGUGUGCAAAGAC